This is a messenger RNA of Nematolebias whitei (Rio pearlfish), 5471 nucleotides long. It is a transcript of the gene brwd3, whose product is annotated as bromodomain and WD repeat domain containing 3. The transcript is spliced from 40 exons. Gene Ontology annotation, molecular function: protein binding. Lineage: Eukaryota; Metazoa; Chordata; Actinopteri; Cyprinodontiformes; Rivulidae. Gene Ontology annotation, biological process: regulation of transcription by RNA polymerase II; cytoskeleton organization; regulation of cell shape. Gene Ontology annotation, cellular component: nucleus. The record is from RefSeq and is a predicted model, not a curated record. The coding region runs from base 118 to 5412 and encodes 1764 amino acids.
CAACUCGAGAAAGCAGGAGGCCAUUCACUAGCCUGUUUUAGCUACUGUUAGCUAGCCGGCGGCUAACGAGCAAGCUAAAACACCACUUUGGCUUCAUGUCGCCCGUUUUAUUAAGUGAUGGCAAGAGAACAGUGUUCACAAACCGAGGCUGAAUUAUACUACCUCAUCACCAGAUUUCUUCAGUCCGGACCCUGUAAAAAAGCAGCACAGAUUCUGGUUGAGGAGCUGGAGGAGUAUGAGUUGAUCCCGCAACGAUGGAGUUGGGACGGGAAGAAAUACAAACGGACCUUUCAGGACUGGGUGAUUUUGAACCAGCACAUUCCUGCAGAUUAUCUGCUUCGAGUUUGUCAGCGGAUUGGUCCGCUGAUAGAAAAAGAGAUCCCACUUAGUGUUCCUGGAGUCCAAACCCUCCUGGGGCUGGGUAGACAGUCUUUGCUCCGCACCACCACAAGUUGUACCCACAAAGUAUGCUGUGGCUCAGCUGUUGCUGCACUCCACCGAGGACGUCCCCCCGAACCCCCAGUCAACAAUGGAAAUGCUCUCAACGUUGCGACCAUCAUGGGUGCUCGCCAGUCCACGGGUACGGCUCGUUUUGGCCAAGCCCUGCCGUCUUCCUCCUACCAACACAUGAAGAUACACAAACGUAUCCUCGGCCACCUUUCUUCAGUCUACUGUGUAGCUUUUGACCGUACAGGCCGUCGGAUAUUUACAGGUUCAGAUGACUGCCUUGUGAAAAUCUGGGCCACCGAUGACGGCCGGCUCCUGUCAACACUCCGCGGCCACUCGGCAGAGAUCUGCGACAUGACCGUGAACUACGAGAACAGCCUCAUCGCCUCAGCCAGCUGUGACAAAGUCAUCAGAGUGUGGUGUCUGCGCACCUGUGCACCCAUCGCCGUUCUUCAGGCCCACGCUUCCUCCAUCACGUCCAUACAGUUUUGUCCUGCAUCCAAAGGGACAAAGCGAUACCUCGCCUCGACGGGUGCAGACGGCAUGGUGUGUUUCUGGAAGUGGCAUUCCCUCAGUAUGAAGUUUGAUGAUCAACCUGUCAAGUUUGUUGAGCGGUCACGGCCAGGAGUCCAAGUCUCCACUUCCUCCUUCAGUAGUGGUGGUAUGUUUAUGGCUACUGGUGGCACGGAUCACAUGAUCAGAGUUUAUUACCUCGGUGCUGAAAGUCCUAUGAAGGUCUCUGAAAUGGACGCUCACACGGAUAAAGUUCUGGUCGUCCAGUUUAGUAAUAACAGUGACAGCCUGAGGUUUGUGAGCGGCAGCCGAGACGGAACAGUCAGGAUCUGGCGACACCAGCAGCAGCAGUGGAAGAGCGUUUCUUUAGACAUGACUGCAAGGCUGCCUGGGAGUACUGUUGCUAACGGGGAUGACAAAGUUAAGCUGGUGGUAACCAUGGUAGCCUGGGAUCACACAGAUAGCACCGUCAUCACGGCGGUGUCGAACUACCUGCUGAAAGUGUGGAGCGCAACAUCUGGACAGCUGCUGCAUGUAUUGUCUGGACAUGAUGACGAGGUGUACGUGCUGGAGGCUCACCCCUUCGACCCCCGCAUCAUGCUGUCCGCCGGCCACGAUGGCAACAUUUACAUCUGGGACCUGAGGAAAGGAGUCAAGAUCCGCAAUUUCUUUAACAUGAUUGAGGGCCAGGGCCACGGUGCUAUUUUUGACUGCAAGUUCUCAUCUGAUGGGCAGCAUUUUGCCUGCACCGACUCUCACGGACAUUUACUCGUUUUUGGCUUCGGCUGCAGCACACCAUAUGAAAAGAUUCCUGAUCAGAUGUUCUUCCACACGGACUACCGGCCUCUUAUCCGUGACUCCAAUAACUUUGUUCUGGAUGAGCAGACGCAGCAGGCUACCCACCUCAUGCCUCCACCCUUCCUUGUGGACGUCGAUGGGAAUCCCCAUCCUCCUCACUACCAGCGUCUGGUCCCAGGAAGAGAGAACUGCAAGGAGGAUCAGCUAAUACCUCAGCUGGGAUACAUGGCUAACAGUGAUGGAGAGUUGGUUGAGCAGGUUCUUGGCCAGCAAACAGCAGAAAAUGGUGAAAGCCUGUUGGACAGUCUCAUCAGACAGCUGCAGAACGAGCAGGACGAGCGUGACAAUUCAGAACAACCGCCUGAAGGGGAGGCGGCUGCAGAAGCAGAGGUGGUUCCCUCCUCUCCAGCUGUCGAGCCACGCAGAGGCGGGCAGGUGGACAGAGUCUGGCAGAUGCAGCAUAAUUCUCUUCGCAGUCAAGUGGCCACCGAGCGGGACCUGCUGGCCUGGAGCCGCAGAGUGGUGGUUAACGAGGUGCCGCAGGGGACGUUCAGAAUUUUGGAGGAAUGCAGACAAGCAAAAGCCGACUUGGAAUGUUCUCUUUAUAAUGCCGAGAGGAGGAAGAAACCACAUACCUUCUUCACACCUAAGAGCAAUAUUCUGGCCACCCGGCUGCGUUCCCUGCGGCCCACCAAGAAAAAGCAGCAGCGCCACACCUACCAGACCCGCUCGGCUCAGGUCCGCCGGCCCGGAACGAGGAGUCGGAAUCCCAGCAACAGACGUAACUCUGAAAGCCAGGUGGACUCGGACAGCGGAGAUGCAGCAGAACGGGCGGAGCGGUCUGACGCCUCCUCUGACGGUGAGACUCGGUGGCAAAGUGAAAGCAGCUCCAGUGACUCGUCCAGUGAGUACUCCGAUUGGACGGCUGAUGCCGGGAUCAACCUGCAGCCACCAAAGCGAUCUACCAGGAGGCCCAUCCAGCCUGCGGGUUACAGCAGCUCUGAGGAAGAAGAGGGAGGCAACGAGAACAAGGAGGCCCAGAAGAGAGAAGACGAGACGAAGAAGAAAAAAUCCAAAGAGACCAAACGGAAACCCACGUCUUCUCUGGCUGGUCUUAACGCGGAGGAGUGGCAGCCACCUCCAUGGAUAAUGGAGACCGUCCCACACCGCUCUCCUUUUGUGCCACAAAUGGGAGACGAGCUCAUUUACUUCAAACAGGGCCAUCAGGCCUAUAUGAGGGCUGUUCGCAGAGCCAAGGCCUACAGCAUCAACCCCCAGAAGCAGCCGUGGAACAGACUCAACCUCAGGGACCAGGAAUCUGUGAAGGUGGUUGGAAUCAAAUAUGAAAUAGGACCCCCUACCCUCUGCUGCCUAAAGCUGGCUUUUUUGGACCCAGUUUCAGGGAAAAUGACCAACGAGUCCUUCUCCUUAAAGUAUCACGAUAUGCCCGACGUCAUCGAUUUUCUGGUCCUGCAGCAGUUUUACAACGAGGCUAAAGAGCGAAACUGGCAGCCAGGAAUGAGGUUUCGCAGCAUUAUUGAUGACGCCUGGUGGUUCGGAUCCGUGGAGGAUCAGGAGCCCCUGCAGCCAGAGUACCCAGACAGCCUCUUUCAGUGCUACGCAGUAAAGUGGGAUAACGGUGAGCGGGAAAAAAUGAGUCCAUGGGACAUGGAGCCUAUUCCAGAGGAAGCUGCUCUGCCAGAACACGUUGGUGAUGGCGUGGACGUGACCGAGGAGGAGCUCACAGCUCUGCUCUACAGGCCUCAGGAGGGAGAGUGGGGGGCUCACACACGAGAUGAAGACUGUGAAAGAGUUAUCCUCGGCAUCGAUCAGCUCCUCACACUCGAUGUGGCCAAGCCGUUUGCCUCCCCGGUGAACCUCCAGGAGUACCCCCUGUACUGCACCGCCGUGGCCUACCCCACUGACCUCAGCACCAUCCACAAACGUCUGGAGAAUCGCUUUUACAGGCGGAUCUCUGCAUUAAUGUGGGAGGUGCGUUACAUCGAACACAAUGCUCGCACUUUCAACGAGCCCCAAAGCCCAAUUGUAGCAGCUGCCAAGGUGGUCACUGACGUUCUUCUCCACUUCAUUGGAGACCAGAGCUGCACCGACAUCCUGGACCUGUAUCAGAAGCUGAAGUCUGAGGUCAGCAGUGGAGGAGAGGCUGAGAUUGACAUAGAUGUGGACUCUGACACUCCGGGGACAUCAUCAGGACAUCGGGGGACCAACUCUAAGUCGAAGAAGCGAGAUGUGGCUUUGGACUCAAAAGCUUGGCAGGGUCAGUGUCGAGAGCUGCUGCGUCGGAUGUUCACCUCCCCAGAUUCUGUACCAUUCAGACGGCCCGUGGAUCUGUUUGAGUAUCCGGACUAUCGGGACAUCAUUGACACUCCCAUGGAUCUGGGCACCGUGUCUGAGACUCUUGCGGCAGGGAACUACGAAAACCCGAUGGAGUUCGCCAAAGAUGUCCGCCUCAUUUUCAGCAACUCCAGAGCUUACACGCCAAACAAGAAAUCACAGAUCUACUCGAUGACUCUCAGCUUGUCGGCCUUCUUCGAAAAGCAUAUCAUCUUCUUAAUCGCAGACCACAAAUCUGCUGUUCAGAACGAACGACGGUCUCAUCAGAGACUUACCUACAGGAACAGAUUGCACAACGGGGGCAGCUCCCCACCAAAUAGUCCAUUACCCAGUUCUAGAAGGAAGCACAAUUUAAGGAAGCUCAAAAAAUCCCAGACCUCAAUGAAGAGACGUUCUCAGAGAACAUGUCGAGCUCAGCAGAGCAACAGUGUAGCAGAAGAAGAUGAAACCCCACCUUCUUCACCCAGUUCAGAGGACGACAAGGAGGGGAGCAAUGAAGAGCCCCAUCCGGUGCCCCGCAGCCAAGGAAGUGCUGUGAAAAAAUCAGGCCACCGUCGUAGCUUACAUCUCAGUACCGGCUCCAGACAGCAGCUCGUGAAAGAAACGCUGCAGUCCUACGAUGACCAGGAGGCGUCUGGUUCCAACAGCUCCUCUUCGGAGUCUUCCACUUCAUCAUCGAGUUCUUCCUCCUCUUCGUCGGACAGCGGGAGCAGUUCUGAUUCGGAGGCGGAGGAGUACGUGGAGGGGGGAGACCACGACUACAGCAAAGCUCCCUGUUUGAAGAUGCACCACUCGAUGAAGGAAACGAUGGCGGCCUUAGGAAAGAGGACGCACACAGGAGGACAGGAGGUGGCGCAGAGCCCUAAAAAAGCUCGACUGCAGCAGCCGUUGAAGAAAGAGGAGGAGUCAGAGGAGGAGGAGGAGUCAGAGGAGGAGGAGUCAGAGGAGGAGGAGGAAGAGGAGCCACAGCAACAGGUGAAUGUAAGACAAGUAACGGAAGAGGAAGAUGACGAGGAAGAGGAGGAUGAAGAGGAGCCCGAGGAGGAGGAGCCGGAGCCGGAGCCUGAGGAAGAGGUCCAGGCGAGGCCAGCAGCAGCUUGCAGUCCGAGAGGAAACCGGUGCAAACCUGGACGCGUCAACACGCGAAACCAGGGCCGCAGGACAGUCGUGUACCAGGACGAGUCGGAAGAGGACGGGUCGAAGGACGACCCCCUCAACCUGGGCAUGUCCCGCUCAGGGCGGGUCCGACGUAUGACCGAGAAGGCCCGCGUCAGCCACCUCAUGGGCUGGGGUCACUGACAUGCCCACCACCCACCCCACCCCUCAGACCUCAAUUAAAAAACUUUUAAACAUGACAU